Molecule: messenger RNA, 1204 nt
Organism: Oncorhynchus gorbuscha (pink salmon)
Lineage: Eukaryota; Metazoa; Chordata; Actinopteri; Salmoniformes; Salmonidae
Product: protein FAM210B, mitochondrial-like
Exons: 3
Coding region: 61-1182 (373 amino acids)
Cellular component (GO): mitochondrion
Source: RefSeq, a predicted model, not a curated record
GGGCCUUUUUAACCCGUUGCAGCGUAAAAUAUCUCCCUUAUUAUUACAGCGUCCACCUACAUGCGGGCUCGUUAUUGGUGGAGCGCGAUCAGAAGCGCGAGAUGGACAGCAGUCGAGAUUGAAUUUUAUGAGCGUCCUCAACAAACGUUAGUUAUAUUUUUAAUUAAUCAGUUUUACAGUCCGUGCUUUGUUUGUAGUUUGAGAGACAUGUUUGUGUGUCGAGGAGCGAGGCUGUCGGCGAAGGCUUUGGCGCAGGCUUUCAACUCCACGACAGGGGCAGCGGCACAAUUUAAAACGAACAGACUAACGGUAGUUGACGUUACCUGCACUUUGCCAUUACGUAACAUCCAUGCAUUCAAAUGCUCCCGAGCUUUUUGUGGAUAUUUUGUGGCACUUUCGCCUGAUGGAAAGCGAGAAAAAAGGGAGAAGGAUAUGUUUUCCGUCAAGAACCGGGACUCUGUUCGUUUCAUAAUCACGCAUCAGCAACAAUUAACUCGAGUAAAUUAUUUUUCUUUAAAUCUCUCCAACAAAAGUACUGGUAAAAGCUUAUUCAGCCGUACACAUAACGUCACUAGCUCAACUCUUUAUCGGACGAAUGGAGGCCAAAGCUGGCAGAAGAAACAAUACGUAGAUGCACUUGAAUCUGUGUUUACGUCUGGAGCCAAUGUCUGCAAUCAUCGAUUAUAUCCCACGAUGACUGUGCAAAUGAGACCUUUUUCCUCGGUUGCUGUUGCUCCCAAACUGGUGGAGGACUCGCCCGCAGAUCACAAAGUGGACCAGACUCCAAAGCAGGCCUCAGCCAAAGGCCCUGAGGAGCCCGAGGUACCGGAGCCUGAGAAGGACAACCCUAGCAAGACCCAGCAGCUGAAGAAGAUCUUUAAGGAGUACGGAGCUGUAGGAGUCUCCUUCCACAUAUGUAUGUCCCUCAUGUCUCUGGGCAUGUUCUACCUCGCUGUGUCCAGUGGGAUCGACGUGGCUGCUAUCCUGUACAAGAUAGGAUUCAGUGAAUCUCUGGUUCAGUCCAAGUUGGCGGCGGGUACCAGUACGUUUGUCCUGGCGUACGCCAUCCACAAGCUGUUUGCUCCUCUCCGUAUCAGCAUCACUGUGAUAUCAGUGCCUCUUCUUGUACGAUACCUCAGAAAGAGUGGCCUCUUCAAGACACCCAACUCACCUACACACUGAGUGGCUGAGACCCCAACCUCCA